Messenger RNA from Haliotis rufescens (red abalone), 699 nucleotides. RefSeq names its product ribitol-5-phosphate transferase FKTN-like. The record is from RefSeq and is a predicted model, not a curated record. The transcript has 4 exons. Bases 1 to 699 code for a protein of 232 amino acids. NCBI's taxonomy places the organism in Eukaryota, Metazoa, Mollusca, Gastropoda, Lepetellida, Haliotidae.
AUGUGGCUCCACCUCCCUCACACAGUAGAACACUUCCUGGUCCAGAUCUCAAAGGCCGAGUUUAUUGAGUGUGAUUAUCAAGGGGCACAGAAAUACCUGAGGCACAACCAUCAGGCCACUUCAACAAUGACACAAUAUGGGACACAAGUCCUGUUACAAGUGACAAAGGUUCUAGAUGAUCUUGGCAUCCAGUUCUGGCUCAGUUGCGGCACAUGUCUUGGUUGGUAUCGACAGUGUGGUUUCAUCGCUCAUACUACUGAUAUAGACAUUGAGAUUCCCAUUCAGGAGUACAGCACAAGCAUCAUACCGGCGUUUUUGAAAGCAGGGUUUAAACUCGUGUUAGUGACAGGGAAGCCAUCGGAUAGUUACACAUUUGCGGUUGUAGCUCACAUCAAGGUUGAUGUGUUUUUCGUCUAUGCGGCGAAGACAUACCAAUGGUAUGGAGCAACUGAACCAAAAAGUGGCCGUAAAUUUAAGUACAUUUUACCGAAGUUUGAAGUUUGCUGGACUCACUUUAUGGGUAUCCGAGUACGCGUCCCCUGUCCUGCUUUGCCUUACAUCAUAGCCAGCUACGGCCACAACUGGAACACCCCAGUCAAGCAUUGGAACUCGACUAGCAGUGGCAAGAACGUGAAGAAGAAUGGAGUGUGGCCAAAGGAAGAAAGGGACAGUGUCAUUCAAGUGUAUCUGUUACUGUAG